Molecule: messenger RNA, 443 nt
Organism: Oppiella nova
Lineage: Eukaryota; Metazoa; Arthropoda; Arachnida; Sarcoptiformes; Oppiidae
Source: the annotation of a GenBank genome assembly
AAAACAGUGUGUGUUUUAGUGGCAAAACUCGCCGUAAACUCAUUGUCAGCGUAUUUAGCGUUCAUAUAAGUGUUGUGACAAACGGUUUCUCGCAGUCAUUCACAUCACCGCCGAAGCAGACAAUGGUACUGAAGAAGUUGGACAACCGGCUGAAGGUGUUGAUCGAGAAUGGCAUCCAAUUGGGCCACCGAUCCAUGUUUGUGAUCGUCGGCCGCAAAGCCAAGGAUCAGGUGGUGAUACUGCACGAAAUGCUGUCCAAAUGUCUGGUGCGGGCGCGACCGUCGGUCUUGUGGUGCUAUAAGAAAGAGCUCGGAUUCUCCACGCACCGCAAGAAGCGUAUGCGACAACUGAACAAACGGAUGAAAUCGGGCGCCGAUUUGGACAACGAGGAGGACCUGUUCCUGACAUUCGUGGCGCAGACGAGCAUCCGGUACUGCUAUUAC